Messenger RNA from Candidozyma pseudohaemuli, 399 nucleotides. RefSeq names its product 40S ribosomal protein uS11 (gene RPS14B). Gene Ontology annotation, molecular function: mRNA 5'-UTR binding; small ribosomal subunit rRNA binding; structural constituent of ribosome. Gene Ontology annotation, biological process: maturation of SSU-rRNA from tricistronic rRNA transcript (SSU-rRNA, 5.8S rRNA, LSU-rRNA); ribosomal small subunit assembly; translation. Gene Ontology annotation, cellular component: cytosolic small ribosomal subunit; ribosome. The coding region runs from base 1 to 399 and encodes 132 amino acids. NCBI's taxonomy places the organism in Eukaryota, Fungi, Ascomycota, Pichiomycetes, Serinales, Metschnikowiaceae. The record is from RefSeq and is a predicted model, not a curated record. The transcript has a single exon.
AUGUCUGCCGACCGUUCCCAAGUUUUCGGUGUUGCCCGUAUCUACGCUUCGUUCAACGAUACCUUCGUUCACGUCACCGAUCUCUCCGGUAAGGAGACCAUCUCCAGAGUCACUGGUGGUAUGAAGGUCAAGGCCGACAGAGACGAGUCCUCUCCAUACGCCGCCAUGUUGGCUGCCCAGGACGUCGCCGCCAAGUGUAAGGAGGUUGGCAUCACCGCUGUCCACGUGAAGAUCAGAGCCACCGGUGGUACCAAGACCAAGACCCCAGGUCCUGGUGGUCAGUCUGCCUUGAGAGCUCUUGCCAGAUCUGGUUUGAGAAUUGGCAGAAUCGAGGACGUCACUCCAGUGCCUUCCGACUCCACCAGAAGAAAGGGUGGUAGAAGAGGUAGAAGAUUGUAA